AUGUUUCUCCGUCCUUUUAUAUACCUCGCUCUUUUCCCACCUCUCCUUGAAAUGCACCUCCUCCCAGCCAAUCUCCACCGCCGUCACUCCCCGUCUCGCUCCCCAGCUCCCUCUCGUACCGGCAUCAACAACACAUUCCCCCGCUCACACCCAAGCACAGCCAUCUCCACCCUCACCGCAGGUGCCAUCUCCUCAGCAUCGCUACCACACCACAACACCAGCAGCGUCCACACCCACGCCAACGGCAGCAGCACCAGCGGCACGAAAAUCACGCAUAGCGGGGGCACAGUCCUCCAGCGCCUCGCCUCCCUCUUCCACCCCCGCAAAAAGCGCGCUCCGUCCCCCCUCCCUCCCAGCUCCCGCUCCCACUCCCCCGCCUCCACCGCCUCCUCCGAUAUCCGCAGACCAAGCGGGCUAGGACACAGAGCAUCCUCUCUCGAGUCGACCCUCUCUUUCACUCCCCACGAACACGGACACGGAUGCGAAGGACAAGGGCAGGGUGGACGUGGAGGUGGACGCGCAUGUGAGCUUGGGAAGGGAGCUGUGUCCUAG
Serpula lacrymans var. lacrymans S7.9 is the source of this 552-nucleotide messenger RNA. RefSeq lists its product as uncharacterized. Bases 1 to 552 code for a protein of 183 amino acids. The transcript has a single exon. The record is from RefSeq and is a predicted model, not a curated record. NCBI's taxonomy places the organism in Eukaryota, Fungi, Basidiomycota, Agaricomycetes, Boletales, Serpulaceae.